Drosophila virilis is the source of this 2260-nucleotide messenger RNA. It is a transcript of the gene MFS12, whose product is annotated as Major Facilitator Superfamily Transporter 12. Gene Ontology annotation, cellular component: membrane. The record is from RefSeq and is a predicted model, not a curated record. Lineage: Eukaryota; Metazoa; Arthropoda; Insecta; Diptera; Drosophilidae. Gene Ontology annotation, molecular function: transmembrane transporter activity. Gene Ontology annotation, biological process: transmembrane transport; monoatomic anion transport.
UGAUAAUGACACAAUACUUGUUAAAAAGACAAAAAAAAAAAUAAGUAAAUAAGCGUCUCGUUUACUAUCUGGGCAGCGUUUAAAUGCAUGUGCAAAUAAUCCUAGAAUAUAAUUGAACAAAUAACGCAAAUAUUUGCAUUCAUAAACCGAAGCAUCGAGUCGCCGCAACAUGGUCUAUCUCAGAGCUAGCGAAAGGACUCCGCUCCUGAUUGGCGCACAGCUGAGCUACUUAGCUGCCAGCAGAGUGGGCGCACGUCACGGCCAGGCGAUUCUGCUGUUCGUGGGCAUGAUGAUCAAUUACUUUCAGCGUGUAAACAUCUCCGCUGCGAUUGUGCCCAUGACUCAAUUGACGGCGGGUGCUCCGUAUUACGAUUGGGAUCUAGCCGAGAAGUCCCUAAUUCUGAGCAGCUUCUUUUGGGGCUACGUGCUCUCCCAGGUGCCGUCAGGCUUGUUGGCGAAACGUUUUGGCGCCAAAUAUGUGAUUAGCUUGGCCACAGCUGCGGGCGGCAUCCUGUGCUUCUUUCAUCCCCUGGCCGCCGAGGGUGGCUGGAUCAAUAUCUGUGUGCUGCGCGUGCUGACCGGCCUGGUCCAGGGCAGUGUUUAUCCAUGUGUGCACACGCUAUUGUCCAAAUGGGUGCCGCGCACCGAGCGUGGCUUUCUCACGACUGGCAUCUAUUCGGGCGCACAGUUUGGCACGGCGGUCAUUCUAGUUAGCAGCGGUGACAUAUUUGAGUCCAGCAUGGGCUGGCCGGGACUCUUUUACAUUUCCGGUGGUCUGAGCCUGGCCUGGGCGCUGCUCUUUCUGUGGCAGGGCGCCAACGAGCCGGCCACAUCACGCAACAUCAGCAAAAUCGAACGCGAGUACAUCGAAAGUCUGACGGGCAGCAAUAACAGCGGUCAGUCCUUGCCUGUGCCUUGGAUGUCCAUCUUCAGUUCGUCGGCCUUCUAUGGUCUGCUGGCCGCCCAUUGCGGCUUCACCUGGGGCUUCUACACGCUGCUCACGGAGAUGCCAACCUAUAUGAGCAAGGUACUCAAACUGAAUGUCAAGUCCAAUGCGCUGCUCUCCUCCUUGCCCUACUUUGCCAUGGGUGUGCUGUGCUUUGUGGUCAGUCCCAUUUCCGAUCUGCUUAUCAAUCGUGGCAGCAUUACGGUAACCACGGCACGUAAGCUGUUCAACUCAAUUGGCCAGUGGGUGCCCAUGGGCUGCCUAAUUGGGCUGGGCUACAUGACCGCCGACGAGAAGACCGGUGCCAUUGUCCUGCUCACCCUGGCCGUGGGCAUCAAUGCCGCCUGCUUUUGCGGAUACCUCGUCAAUCACAUGGACUUGUCGCCAAACUUUGCUGGUCCCAUGAUGGGCGUCACAAAUGGCUUGGCCGGAGUGACAUCUAUUGUGGCGCCUUUGGUAGUGGGCGCCAUUCUGACGGAUGAGGAGGAUCCUACCCAAUGGCGGAUAGUUUUCUUUAUCACCGGUGGCAUCUACCUGCUAUGCAAUGCGCUCUUCGUGCUUCUGGGCAAGGCCACGGUGCAGCCCUGGAACGACCCGCCCAGCGUGUCCAGCACAACGACCCUACGCAACAACUUACAUGUGGAUUCCAGAACCAUAGCCCCGAUAGACAGCAAAGAGGAUCGGUUUUGAGUUGUAGCCAUAGAAAGUUGUAAUUAAAUAAGUUUAAGUUAAGUUUAGCAUAAAUUCAUUUUGUGAUAGGUCGCCGACCGUUGGACUAACAGUUGAAAAGUCGCCGGUUCAAAUGCAUCGGCAUUUUUAAAUUCUGAAUUAAGCGCAAAUCUCGCAUACGAUUUUGGUACCAGUUGCAUUUUAGAUAUUAGUUCUUCCAACCCGGCAACGCCGGGUAAUUUUUUAAAAACAAUAACAAAGUGAAAGUCCUCAUAGGCUGAUUGAGUGUAAGGCCAGAAAACAACCGUAAAAUCGAUCUGAUAAGUAUUUCUAAGAGAAUAGGGGAUUCGGCAUUGGCACAAUUGAUUAUAAAAGCAGAUUACCAGCAAAUUAAGUUGAAAGCUAUUUAAAAGGAAGCCUCGGCUAGAUAACAACUUGACACAAACAAUGCAAUUGCAGAAAAACAAUGCCAUAACCUGGCAGUUCUUCAGCGGAAGGAAAAUUAACUUCUAGAUGCGCAGUAUAGACAGAUAAGUUUAAAAACAUUUUUGCAUGCGCUGCUUAACAUUUAUUUCAUAAACCUAGUGUAAAGCAUCCAAAGUUUAAUGUACUCAGAAUACACAUAUAAACGUAUACAAUGGGAAA